Messenger RNA from Microtus oregoni (creeping vole), 4069 nucleotides. RefSeq names its product spire type actin nucleation factor 1 (gene Spire1). The coding region runs from base 217 to 2442 and encodes 741 amino acids. Gene Ontology annotation, molecular function: actin binding. Gene Ontology annotation, biological process: establishment of meiotic spindle localization; polar body extrusion after meiotic divisions; actin filament network formation. Gene Ontology annotation, cellular component: cell cortex; cytoplasmic vesicle membrane. Lineage: Eukaryota; Metazoa; Chordata; Mammalia; Rodentia; Cricetidae. The transcript is spliced from 17 exons. The record is from RefSeq and is a predicted model, not a curated record.
GGGCGGGGCGAGCGGACGCCAUCGCCGCGCUACCGGCCGGCGGCGUGCUGGCCAGCGCCGAGCGCAGCGGCGUCCCCGCCUAGUCCCCGCGGCGGCGCGCAGCCGGCCUGGGCGGCGGCGGCUCGGAGAUGCGGAGGCGGCGGCUCGCGGAGACGAUGCUCGGGCGCUGAGGAGACGCGGCCAGCCGAGCGCCGGCCGCGCAGCGACGUGGGCCGCAUGGCGCAGCCCUCCAGCCCGGGCGGCGAGACGCCGCAGCUCGGCGCGACGGGGGACUCCCGGGACGCGCUGAGCCUGGAGGAGAUCCUGCGUCUCUACAACCAGCCCAUCAACGAGGAGCAGGCGUGGGCCGUGUGCUUUCAGUGCUGCGGCUCCCUGCGCGCCGCCGCCGCCCGCCGCCAGCCCCACCGCCGCGUGCGCUCGGCCGCGCAGAUCCGCGUCUGGAGGGACGGGGCCGUCACCCUGGCGCCCGGCGCCGGCGAAGAAGGAGAGCCGCCUCCCGCCUCCGGUAAAUUGGGAUAUUCACAUUGUACAGAAACAGAGGUUAUUGAAUCCCUGGGAAUUAUUAUUUAUAAAGCAUUGGACUAUGGCUUGAAGGAAAAUGAAGAGAGGGAGCUGAGCCCUCCUCUAGAGCAGCUCAUCGACCAAAUGGCCAACACUGUGGAGGCUGAUGGUAACCACGAUGAGGGAUAUGAGGCUGCAGAUGAAGGCCCUGAGGAUGAAGAUGGAGAAAAGAGAAACAUCUCAGCUAUUCGGUCCUAUCAAGAUGUCAUGAAGAUAUGUGCCGCUCAUCUCCCAGCUGAGUCGGAGGCACCAAAUCAUUAUCAGGCAGUAUGUCGAGCACUGUUUGCAGAAACCAUGGAACUGCAUACAUUUCUGACCAAAAUUAAGAGUGCGAAGGAGAAUCUUAAGAAGAUUCAAGAAAUGGAAAAGACUGAUGAAUCUAGCACAGAUCUGGAGGACCUGAAAAAUGCAGACUGGGCACGAUUCUGGGUACAGGUGAUGCGGGAUUUGCGAAAUGGGGUCAAACUUAAGAAGGUCCAACAGCGGCAGUACAACCCGUUGCCCAUUGAAUACCAGCUUACCCCUUAUGAGAUGCUCAUGGAUGACAUUCGGAGCAAAAGAUACACCUUGAGGAAAGUAAUGGUCAAUGGUGACAUUCCCCCUCGGUUAAGAAAGAGUGCUCAUGAGAUCAUCCUUGACUUCAUCAGAUCAAGACCUCCUUUAAAUCCAGCAUCAGCCAGGAAAUUGAAACCAACCCCACCCCGACCACGAAGCCUCCAUGAAAGAAUAUUAGAAGAAAUUAAAUCAGAAAGAAAGCUGCGACCUGUGUCACCAGAAGAAAUUAGGCGGAGCAGACUAGCAAUGCGGCCACUUAGCAUGUCUCACAGUUUUGACUUGUCAGAUGUCACUACCCCAGAAUCUCCAAAGAAUGUUGGGGAAUCAUCAUUGGCGAAUGGAAGCUUAACAUCUCAAACAAAGGAAAAUGGGCUGAGCGCUGCCCAGCCCGGGCCUGCGCAGCGGAAGAAACUGCUCAAAGCUCCAACCCUGGCUGAGCUAGACAGCUCUGACUCUGAGGAGGAAACUCUGCACAAGUCAACCAGCAGCAGCAGUGCAUCUCCCUCCCUCUAUGAGGACCCAGUAUUGGAGGCCAUGUGCGCAAGAAAGAAGCCUCCAAAAUUCUUGCCUAUCUCGUCAACACCCCAGCCAGAGAGACGGCAACCACCCCAGAGGCGCCAUUCCAUUGAAAAGGAAACACCUACCAACGUGAGGCAGUUUCUGCCACCAUCCAGGCAGAGCUCGCGCUCUCUUGAGGAAUUCUGCUACCCAGUGGAGUGCCUCGCUCUCACCGUGGAGGAAGUGAUGCACAUCCGUCAGGUCCUGGUGAAAGCUGAGCUGGAAAAGUACCAACAGUAUAAAGAUGUCUACACUGCCCUGAAAAAAGGAAAGCUCUGCUUCUGUUGCCGAACCCGGAGGUUUUCCUUCUUCACGUGGUCUUACACCUGUCAGUUCUGUAAGAGGCCCGUGUGCUCACAGUGUUGCAAAAAGAUGCGGCUGCCCUCCAAGCCAUAUUCCACUCUACCUAUCUUCUCAUUGGGACCUUCUGCCUUGCAAAGGGGGGAAAGUUGUACGAGGUCGGAAAAACCCUCCACUGGUCACCAUAGGCCACUUCGGAGUAUAGCCAGGUUUUCCUCAAAAUCAAGGUCGGUGGACAAAUCAGAUGAAGAACUCCAGUUUCCCAAAGAAUUGAUGGAGGAUUGGAGUACAAUGGAGGUGUGUGUAGACUGCAAAAAGUUCAUCUCCGAAAUCAUCAGCUCAAGCCGGCGUAGCCUGGUGUUGGCCAACAAAAGAGCCCGGUUGAAAAGGAAGACACAGUCUUUCUACAUGUCCUCAGCGGGCCCCUCGGAGUACUGCCCCUCCGAAAGGACUAUCAAUGAGAUCUGAGCCCUGUGCCUUCCCCUUGCGUUUGUGUCCAGGGCAGCCUCGGCGCAGCCAUGCUGCAGGACUCUUCCCAGGGGUUUUCCUUAGCAGGCUCCAUCCGCAACAGGUCAGGCUGUGCUGCACCUUGUGGCACCGACACAAGGCUGUGUUCAUAUGGGUUGAUGGUACGAGGCAGGUCAGCCAGUUGUUCUUUUGCACUCAGAAAGCCUAAAACUUGAUUGUGUGUGUGAAUAGGGAAGCCAAACACUUCCUUAGUUCCGCUCCUCGAUGUUCUUCAGAUAAUUUCCUGACUAAGGCAAAAAGCUUCUUGUGUGUGAAGUCGGUCUGACAGAGUGUUGAUGUUAGCACAGUUCUAAGCAGUAAGUCAUAUUGGCAUUCAACUUGACAGUGUUCCUAUCCAUGUACAUAAUGGUCCAAAGCCCUGCCACACUCCGGCUCCCUGGGGUGGGCCAGGGUGGCUGUUCUCUCACAGCACAAACCUAGAAGGCCUUGCUCAUACUCUCCUCCUUUGGGGCUCUGGCUGCAUCCAGCGCAGAACAUCCAAGUGAGCCAUACAAGUGGCCACUUCUGUGAGUUGCUGGGUCUGCCCAGCUAUCAUGCCUCAGUGUCUCCCGAGCUGCUAACAGGCCUCCAUUCCCUGUUGUGAAUGUGUUAGGUUCUGAAUAGUUUUAUAAUACACAUUUAAGAAUUAAAAUUUUGUGGAUGUUUGAGGAAAAAAGAAGACUAAAAUUUUGUCAAGCAGCUUAGUGUGUUGGUGAACUGUGACAGGCGUGGCUGCAGAGGGUGCCACAGAAAGGAGCCGCAGCUCAGACGGUUUCAGCAACAUUUUCCAUAACUUCAUAGCGUGGCCAUCAUGACUCAAUUAACCACAGUUUGGUACCUGAGACUCAAACUGAAGAUUAUUUUUAUAAAUGAAUUUUAAAAGAAAAAUCCUGACUCUUUUAAACUUCAAGAAAAUGAACCUGCUGCCAUGCAUAAUUUUUGGAUGCUUUUGCACUAGUUGUCUUGUGAAUGCUCCUGAGCGUCUGAGCAAGGGCCGUUGGCAGGUAGUGUCAGUUCCUGUGACUCAAGCCAUUGUCUGUCCCUCGUUCCCAUAUGCUUAGAAAUAGCCAGGCAAUCAGAUUGCCACUAACGUUUGGAAAAUCAGUUAAGGCACAUGCACAGUCAUUCCUGAAAAUCAGUUAAGGCACAUGCACAGUAAUUCCUAAAAGCUAUUAAAAACGCUCUCAUGGUCACCAAACCGAUGGCAGCUCCAUUUAAUAAAGGGCAUGACAAUUGCAUUUCAUACCAACAUCAAGGUAAAAUAACAUUUCUACAUUAAAUUGACAGCGACACCUCAGAAAUGCUCCCGUAGUCAUUUCUAAUGCAUUGAAAUUUAUAGUUUAGUAAAUGGCUUUAAAUUACUUAAAACAAAAUAAACUUUACCAGUUGUCUAAAGUCAUGCAUGUUAGUAGUUCCUCUGUACUGCAUGUAGAAGUGGGCCACCAGAAGACCCUCACCAACUGCAUUCCAGCUGUUUUAAGACUAUUGUUUAAGAGCUAUAAAACUUGCAUUGUGUGAAUCCCAGUUAUAUAGUUUUCCCUGAGACCACUUGAACUUUACACGCUCUGGCCCCAGGCAUAAAUUCUUU